CUUUGUCAAACUUACAAAUAGUUAAAGUUGCUCAGACCCCCUUAUUACGACUCUGUAGAUAGAGCCCACUGAGUGAGUGAUAUCCCUCCAAGUCUGUCGCUUUGCGUCUAGGACGGAGGGGUCACUCACGAAGGCAAGCUUUUUUAUACGACCACGAUUACCUCGUUCUGUAUGUGUGAUAUCCCUCCACGUCUGGUGCUUUUGCAUCUGGGACGGAGGGGUCGCUCAUACCGGUUCACGAUCAGAUGCACCGAGGCAUGUUUUGCCACAAGGGUUUUGUAUCAUCAAAACUUAACGACCUAUAAAGUGUUGCCAAGAUAUAGAUAUGUCAAGUUUAGGGGAAUUAGAAAGGGUUUAUAAGGCUCAGCCAAAGCGGGGAAGACUCCUUUUAACGCUGAACAGUAAGCGAAGUCGUUACGCGCGAAGUCAUUUUUACAAUUAAAAAUAUAUAAAAGGUGUAAAUCAGUAUAAUUAAGAAGAAAGCAGACAAAAGGAACAGUUAUUAUCUAAAAAGUAAUUGUGUGAAAAACAAAAAGAUCUAAAAGUUAUUUGUGUAAAACAAAAGAUGUUAGUCACUGUCUGUAAAACCUUAUUGUUGUAGUUAAAACAAAACAAAAAAACGAAGAGAAGAAAAGAGCGGAAAACCGUGAUUUAAAAGGAUAAAGAAAAACUUAUUGUAAAACAAAAAAAGGUCCGCGGAGGGCCUUUUUAUGUUCUGCUCUGGUUACACCAGAACUUCUACUUCACAGACAUCAGGACAGAGAGCAUCAGCAUCAGUGGCCAGAACGCCCUUCUGUGGUGGUCAAAGCUAUACCCGCCCCGCAGUGUAAGCUAGGACAUACAUCCUCGCCGUGCGGUGUGAUUGAACCCGUGCUGGUCGGCAGGGAGACCCAGCAAUCAUUGAAGCCGAGCCUAAGCCGUGGGAACACAGGCAGCCGCAGAUGUACAGCGAGGUCGAACCGCUGAAUUUGGGGAAAAAGCUACUAUGGUUACACAAGCGCAAGUAAAAUUAGGUUAAGAUAAACAUUGUUCGAUAGCAAGAUGAAUAUAAUGUAGAAUUAGUGUACAACCAUCAGCUUUUAGAUUCAUACUAAUUUACACCUGCCAAUUAGUCCGGUAUUCCGAAUUCAUACAGUGGUUUUACCCCUUUUCGCUACUGGUCGAACGAAAGGGUGUUCUAAGCAGGAGCUUUUGAGCCAGUAGGAUUUGCACGUUAAUAUCAGGCAACGCUUUUCACCUGGGUCGCUCUUCGUUCGGUGGUUCACUUUCCCUAGGUUCCCGUUCGUCGAAAUACGAGUAACGUGGUGGGCAUAAAAGCCGCUUGAGGCGUAGAUCGCAUCCCCACCUCGCCUACUUCCUCAUUACCCCUGAGCUAAGCAUAGGCUAACAAAUUGGCGCCCAACAUAAUAUCCCACGAAUUUAGAAUUUUUUCGAUUUCAAAAAAAUCCCGGUGAGGGGAGUAUAAAACAGUACGCUGUUUUGGCGAGGCAUUUUCGUCCUCCAAACGAAAGUUUUACUAAGAUGGAUGUAGAAUUUGAUAUGCAAUAUAAAAGUUUACUCGUUCAUCACCUGAACAGGGAUGAAUUGGAAUAUGAACUUAUAGUGCGCGGCAUUGAUUUUACGGAUAAUGAAGCACGUACAGUUAUAUCGCGGAGAUUAAGGAACAGAAUUAAAGCGGAUAGAGAAAAAAACACUUCAAAUUUUGAUUUUGGUCGUUUAGGUACAUCGGUUGAUGAGGAAAUAAAGGUGAUUGAUGGGAAAGUUAAGGAAAUUAAAGAGUUGUUAACAAAACGAGGUAGUGUAGAGGUGACGCGUGAGAGCCUCAAAACCCGCUUGGUCCACUGCUUUGCGCGUGUCAUAAGAGCGUCGGAAGAAGCAGAGGAAGAGGAAGAUUUGGUUGACUUAGAUAGUCUACAAGCCGAGAUUCGUAGUACGUAUAAUGUACAUUUUUCUUUGCUUUCAACGUUAGGUCAAGCAGACUUAGCGAGACAAAUUAGCCAAUCGAUGUCGAAUUUGGCAAUUGAUUCCCGAGUUGAGCAGGACAAACAACCCUCCAAUUCGUCGAGUCAAGAAGAUAUAAAUGAUUUCAGAACACCGGGAAGACAUUUAAAACGAAGUUUGAAGUCGAUAGAAAUGAAUACCGAAAAACCGAACCUUCCAAAUUAUUGGUACCCCUUUCCCAUGCCGUAUAACGCAUACCCAUGGCCGUUUGAACCGUCUCAAAUGCAAAAGUGGGCCGCACAGAAAAUUCUUAAUUUUAGUUCAGCCGAUAACGUGUCCAAGCAAACAGUACCCGUGCGCAAUCCGGUAGAGAAAGUAGGGAGAAACCCAGCAAAAAUAGACAAACAUUCAUGCUUGCCAAAAAAGUCAUAUAAUCAAACGAGAGACAUGUCAGAAGAGUCAGGAGAAUCUGAGUCGGGAUGGUCAUCAGACCAGUCCCAUUGGAAACCGCGAAAAAAAAAACAUAAUCACUUCUACCGUCGCGAGAGUCCAAUUAGAUUUAAACGGGGUAAACGAAGACCGGUUUCCGAGUGGAAACUUAAAUACGAUGGGUCCGAUAAUGGCCAAUCACUUAUGAAAUUUUUAAAAGAGGUUGAAUUCUACGCUCGGUCGGAAAACACGUCAGAUCGAGAAUUGUUCCGGUCGGCAAUUCAUCUUUUUAGCGGGUCGGCUAAAUCGUGGUUCAUGGCAGGUUUCGAAAAUGAUGAUUUUGGAUCAUGGAACGAACUUAAAGAGGAAUUAAAGCGAGAGUUUUUGAGCCCCGAUCAUGACCAAUCGAGUGAAUCACGCGCGGUCGCGAGAAAGCAAGGACCUCGUGAAAAGUUCCAGGAUUUUUUUAUGGAUAUUCAAAAAUAUUUUAAUUCUCUUACAAAACCGAUGACGGAGCGAAAAAAAUUUGAUAUCGUUUUUCGGAAUAUGCGCGCGGACUACAAGGGAUACGCCGUGUCGACCAAUAUCGAUAAUUUAGUUGAUCUUAAGCACCUCGGCAGACGCCUAGAUGCUACCUAUUGGUUUAAGUACCAAACACCUGCAAGCGAGGGUCAACCACGAGUUAAACCCGCACAGGUAAACGAGGUUUACACAGGUACUAAACAUAAAAACGCAUUGCCAAACGGAAACGAACAAUUUAAAACACGAAACUUUUACAAUUCUCACGGACGUGGCGGAACCGAUCAGGGAAACAAACGCGCGCGAGAAACCCAGCAGGAGAAUUUCAAAGAAAGAGAGCCUGAUUCUCAACGUGGACUGGAUGCUAUUUUGGAACGGUAUCAAGUCCCUCGAGACGGUGUCUGUUUCAAUUGUCGCCUCCCAGGUCACCACGCAAGAGAAUGUAAUAAACCACGACAUAAGUAUUGUCAGGCAUGUGGAUUUCACGAUGUCGACAGCGAGUGCUGUCCGUACUGUGAAAAAAACGCUCACAAGACUGCCCCGGAGGGCCGGCCAGUCAGUUAUCUGUAAAGUCCCUCAAAAAUUCCGAUUUUCAGAAAAAUUUACAAACUCUCGGCUUUGCUGAAGUUUGUCCAUCCGAUUAUAGUCAAUCCAACAAAUACGAAAUUAAUGAAUUUAUCAUACAUCCAGAUAAUGAUCAGAGACCAUUUGUAAAAGUAGCAGUUUUUGGAUGUCCGUUAGUGGGACUAUUAGAUAGUGGAGCUCAUCUAAGCAUAUUAGGACUCGGCUCGUUAAAGCUGAUUAAACAAUGUAACUUACAAGUUUUCCCUUCCGAAGUAAUCUUAAAAACCGCUAAUGGAGAGAAGUUAAUCGUUACCGGACGCGUCUUCCUUCCAGUCACUUUUAAUAAUGUGACCAAAGUUAUAGACACCCUGAUCGUUCCAUCUCUCAAGAGGCGGCUUCUCUUAGGAAUAAACUUCUGGGAAUCUUUUGAAAUCAAACCUACUUUACUGAAAGCAACCGUGGAAACACUAGAGCAAAAUGAAUAUAUAGAACCUAUCUUACCAGAAUGCGAACAAGAAGAUACUAAGGAAAGUACAUCACGAUUGAAUGAUGAACAGAAAACUAAACUAGAAAAAAUCCAGCAAAUAUUUAAAGUAGCAGAGGAAAAUCUGGACACCACACACUGGAUUAGCCACAGAAUUGAACUAACUGAGGAAGCCAAAAAGCUUCCACCAGCACGAAUAAACCCGUUCCCGAAUUCGCCCAGGCGACAAGAUCAAAUCAACGAAGAGCUAGACCGAAUGUUGAAAUCUGGUAUAAUUGAAAAAUCCUAUAGCGAUUGGGCUCUGCGCCUGGUCCCAGUAGAUAAACCAGAUGGAACUGUACGAUUGUGCCUUGACGCGCGCAAGCUGAACGAUCGCACGGUUCGAGACUCUUAUCCACUCCCGCACGCAGAUCGUAUUCUCAGCAGACUGGGGUCAGCAGAAUACAUCACCACCAUAGAUUUGUCACAAGCCUUUCUGCAAAUACCAUUACACCCUAGGUCCCGAAAAUAUACGGCCUUUUCCGUGUUAGGCCGAGGACUGUUCCAGUUCACUCGUAUGCCAUUUGGCCUAGUGAACAGUCCGGCCACCCUUUCACGCCUGAUGGAUCGAGUUUUGGGUGGAGGGGAACUUGAACCUAACGUUUUUGUGUAUUUGGAUGACAUAAUAGUCGUAUCCAAUACCUUUGAAGAACAUUUGAUAUUGCUACGAAAAGUUGCAGAAUGUUUGAGGGCCGCAAAUUUAUCGAUUAACUUGAAUAAAUCGCGUUUUUGUGUGACGGAAGUUCCGUAUCUAGGGUAUAUUUUGGGACGUGGAGGUUUGAGGCCCAACCCAGAUCGGGUGUCAGCCAUAGUAAACUAUGAGCGGCCAAAAUCUUUAAAGGCUCUAAGAAGAUUUUUGGGGAUGUGUAAUUAUUAUAGAAGGUUUAUAGCCGACUAUAGUGAAAUUACGCGGUCUUUAACGGAUCUUCUCAGAAAUAAACCCAAAUCAGUUGUUUGGAACGAUAAAGCUGAAGCUUCGUUUCUUAAAAUAAAAGAGCUACUUAUUUGCGCUCCGGUUUUAACUAACCCAGAUUUCACGCGGCCGUUUGCCAUACAUUGCGACGCGAGUGACACAGCUAUAGCUGGCGUACUUACGCAAACGCAUGAAGGAAGCGAAAAACCAAUCGCAUAUUUUUCACAGAAAUUAUCCACGACGCAACAGAGAUAUUUUGCCACUGAAAAAGAGGGGUUGGCAGUAAUAAAAGCAAUUGAAAAAUUUAGAUGCUAUAUCGAGGGUUCAAAGUUCACCGUGUAUACAGAUGCAUCGGCAUUAACCUACAUCAUGAAGAGUAGUUGGCGAACUUCUUCGCGGUUAUGUCGCUGGAGCAUGGAUUUGCAACGACACGAUAUGAAAGUUUUACAUAGAAAAGGUGCGGAAAAUUACGUUCCAGACGCUUUAUCUAGGUCGGUGGAAGAAGUUAUUGAGACUCCAAAUACCGGGGAAUGGUACACUGAAAUGCUUAAAAGAAUUCGAGGGAAUCCAGAGAAAUAUAAAGAUUUUAAGGUCGAACGGGGAAUAUUGAAAAAAUUAACUACAGUCCAAAAUGAUAUGCUUGAUUACCGCUUCUCGUGGAAGAUAUGCGUUCCCGAGUCUGCUAAGGAAAAGAUACUAGUAGAAGAACACGAUGAUAGGAUGCAUCUAGGCGCGGAAAAAACUUUAGCUUUGAUCAAAAAAAAAUAUUUUUGGCCAAAAAUGGCUGAAGACGUACAAAAGUACAUCCGUCAAUGCUCACUUUGUAAACAGAACAAACCCGCAAACCGAUCCCAAAUGCCCGAACCCGGUAAACAACGUGUGACUACGAAACCGUUCCAAAUAAUAGCGUUGGACUUCAUACAGUCCCUUCCACGGAGCAAAAUUGGAAAUUCUCACUUACUUGUUGUCCAGGAUCUUUUCUCCAAAUGGUGUCUAUUAGUACCGGUAAAACGCAUCUCCGCGCCACUCGUAACCAAAAUUCUCGAAGAAACCUGGUUGCGUCGGUAUUCGGUCCCGGAAUAUAUUAUAACCGAUAAUGCUACCACUUUUCUGUCCACUGAUUUCAAAGCACUAUUGACAAAAUACGGAAUUCAACAUUGGGCCAACGCGAGGCAUCACAGCCAGGCCAAUCCGGUCGAACGAUUGAACCGUACCGUAAACGCGUGUAUAAGGUCGUACGUGAAACAAAAUCAGAAAAUCUGGGACACCCGGGUGUCCGAGAUUGAAUUUUGUCUCAAUAAUACCCCCCAUUCCGCGACGGGUUACUCGCCUUACAGGAUACUUUUCGGACACGAAAUAAUUGGAAAUGCAGAAGAACAUCGGAUAGAUAGGGACAAGGAAGUUUUGUCUGAAGAGGAAAGGGUAAUUAGAAAAGGAAAAGUGGACGAGAAAAUUUACUCGAUGGUUAGUAGAAAUUUGCAGAAAGCUCAUAACAGAAAUAUAAAAAAUUACAAUCUACGUUCAAAGAACUCGGCUCCUGUGUACACAGUUGGCCAGAGAGUGUUUAAAAGAAAUUUCCGGCAGUCUUCCGCAGCGGAUUCCUACAAUGCGAAGCUGGAUGCCUUGUAUGUUCCGUGUGUGGUGCUUGCCCGAGUGGGGACCAGCUCGUAUGAGUUGUCCGACGACUCCGGUAAAUCAUUGGGGGUAUUUUCGGUCGCUGAUUUGAAGCCCGAUGCCUAAAAAUGAACACAAAUUCUCUCUUCAAAACAGAUACUUCGAAUAAUUCAUGUCUGUGAAGGUUUUAAUGUCCGCACAGGGAGAAUCCAGGGAUCCGAUAUUAAAAUGAUCACUCCGGUAGUAGCGCCAUAUUUACCUACCCGCAACUUUUAUUUUCCAACACAAGCACUACAAUCUCGAAUCGCUCUCCAUCAGCCGAUCAACCUAUAACAAAAAAUAAACAAAUUUAACUACACAUGAAAAGAAGACCGAAUGAAAUCUGUUAUCUGGCUACUGUUAAUGUAACAGAUUUGUGAUAACAAAUUGUUUUUCUUACCUUAUGUAUAGACCAAAUUCUAAAUUUGUCGUUUUAAUCAAAUUUAAUGCACUACUAAACUACUCAGGGCUCCUAAUAAUUUCGUGUUCUUGGCUUGACGCCACCGAGAACUGACAGUUCUCAACAGUGGUGUUAGUAAACGGUAUUUUUUAGCUUUUUCACGUGAGUGAAAAAGAGCACCAAAGAAUACCACGAUAGAAUAAAAGAGGGUCGCAUUGAGGAAAAAUGAAAGUACUUGAUUGAGUGCAAGUAUUGUCCAUUACAAGGAGCAGUAGUUUAGACUCCAGUAUAUAAAAAAAAGGGACCUGAAUAGUAACACUAUCGCCGCAUUCCCCCCCCCCCCCCAAUGGAGUAUUGUAACCGUUGGUUUCAAGGAUAAUGUGUUGACUUUGUCAAACUUACAAAUAGUUAAAGUUGCUCAGACCCCCUUAUUACGACUCUGUAGAUAGAGCCCACUGAGUGAGUGAUAUCCCUCCAAGUCUGUCGCUUUGCGUCUAGGACGGAGGGGUCACUCACGAAGGCAAGCUUUUUUAUACGACCACGAUUACCUCGUUCUGUAUGUGUGAUAUCCCUCCACGUCUGGUGCUUUUGCAUCUGGGACGGAGGGGUCGCUCAUACCGGUUCACGAUCAGAUGCACCGAGGCAUGUUUUGCCACAAGGGUUUUGUAUCAUCAAAACUUAACGACCUAUAAAGUGUUGCCAAGAUAUAGAUAUGUCAAGUUUAGGGGAAUUAGAAAGGGUUUAUAAGGCUCAGCCAAAGCGGGGAAGACUCCUUUUAACGCUGAACAGUAAGCGAAGUCGUUACGCGCGAAGUCAUUUUUACAAUUAAAAAUAUAUAAAAGGUGUAAAUCAGUAUAAUUAAGAAGAAAGCAGACAAAAGGAACAGUUAUUAUCUAAAAAGUAAUUGUGUGAAAAACAAAAAGAUCUAAAAGUUAUUUGUGUAAAACAAAAGAUGUUAGUCACUGUCUGUAAAACCUUAUUGUUGUAGUUAAAACAAAACAAAAAAACGAAGAGAAGAAAAGAGCGGAAAACCGUGAUUUAAAAGGAUAAAGAAAAACUUAUUGUAAAACAAAAAAGGUCCGCGGAGGGCCUUUUUAUGUUCUGCUCUGGUUACACCAGAACUUCUACUUCACAGACAUCAGGACAGAGAGCAUCAGCAUCAGUGGCCAGAACGCCCUUCUGUGGUGGUCAAAGCUAUACCCGCCCCGCAGUGUAAGCUAGGACAUACAUCCUCGCCGUGCGGUGUGAUUGAACCCGUGCUGGUCGGCAGGGAGACCCAGCAAUCAUUGAAGCCGAGCCUAAGCCGUGGGAACACAGGCAGCCGCAGAUGUACAGCGAGGUCGAACCGCUGAAUUUGGGGAAAAAGCUACUAUGGUUACACAAGCGCAAGUAAAAUUAGGUUAAGAUAAACAUUGUUCGAUAGCAAGAUGAAUAUAAUGUAGAAUUAGUGUACAACCAUCAGCUUUUAGAUUCAUACUAAUUUACACCUGCCAAUUAGUCCGGUAUUCCGAAUUCAUACAGUGGUUUUACCCCUUUUCGCUACUGGUCGAACGAAAGGGUGUUCUAAGCAGGAGCUUUUGAGCCAGUAGGAUUUGCACGUUAAUAUCAGGCAACGCUUUUCACCUGGGUCGCUCUUCGUUCGGUGGUUCACUUUCCCUAGGUUCCCGUUCGUCGAAAUACGAGUAACGUGGUGGGCAUAAAAGCCGCUUGAGGCGUAGAUCGCAUCCCCACCUCGCCUACUUCCUCAUUACCCCUGAGCUAAGCAUAGGC
Molecule: messenger RNA, 8712 nt
Organism: Wyeomyia smithii (pitcher-plant mosquito)
Lineage: Eukaryota; Metazoa; Arthropoda; Insecta; Diptera; Culicidae
Exons: 5
Coding region: 1522-3459 (645 amino acids)
Molecular function (GO): zinc ion binding; nucleic acid binding
Source: RefSeq, a predicted model, not a curated record